UAAGGAACAGGCCCGUGCCACAUGGGGCACACCCUGCAGAGCUGGCCAGACCUGCCUGGAAUGCGGUCUCAGGUGGGGUGGGAGGGGACGCGUACGCUAGUCUCGUUUCAGACACACUGCAUGAGAGGACAAACCGUGGGAGCCAUUCGUCCAAGCGAGACCUCCAGAUGGCGCACGCUGCUGGUUCCCCCGCAGCUGCCAGCCGGCGACGCUGGUGGCAUUUGAGACAGCGAUGGAGGAUGGUCGGCGUGUUUGAGGUCAACCAGGAGCACGAGUUCUACCAUCUGACGUGCAUGAUGAAAGAAGGCAUGCGUGCUGCCAUCCAGGCCACUACGGAGACGUCCGGCCAGGAUACACCUGCGGCCGAGGAGUUCAAGGUGAAGCAAAGUCACGAGGGGUUUGAGAUGCUGACAUUCGCAGCAUCGGCGUUUGCUAAAGUGAGGCGUUCAGUGGACGUCACCGGUGAGGAGUACGUGAGCUCCUUCUGCUCAGAGGACUGCUACCUGCAGUUUGUCAGUAACUCCAAGAGCAAGGCUGAUUUCUUCAUCACGAAUGACAAGAGAUUCUUCCUAAAGACCCAGAGCAAACGCGAGGUGAGGUUCCUCCUGUCCAACCUGCAGGCGUACAUGGACCACCUGGAGAAAUACCCCCACUCCCUGCUGGUGCGGUUUCUCGGUGUCCACAGGAUUGUUAUUCCCAAUCAAAUGAAGAAGUACUUCAUUGUGAUGCAGAGCGUGUUUUACCCUGACGACAGGAUCGACAUCAGAUACGACAUCAAGGGCUGCGAGGUGGGGAGAUGGACCGACCCCGACGAGGGCGGAAAACAGACCCUGAAAGUGCUGAAGGACAACAACUUCAAAGGACAGUCCAUAGCAUUAGGUCAAGAAGAAUCCUGGUUUGCCGGCCAAGUGAAAGCGGACGCUGCUUUCCUUCAGGGGAUCCGCGUGCUGGACUACAGCCUCCUGCUGGCCCUUCAGCCGCUGCACGCCGAUGAGCUGGAAGGGAAGCACUCUUUUGCAAACCUUGUUGUUCGCACCACAAAGUCUAUGGACUUGGAUGACAGUCCCGCCGGUUCACACCCCCCCAGCCCUCCGGCAGCGGCAGAGACCAUGGCGGCAUCAGAGGAGCCUCUCCAGGAGACACACGACUCCGAGCUGCAGGAAUUCCUUGAGCACCACCGCAGGCUGCUGCCCGACUGCAAGAACGCAAUCCACAUGGUGGACGGGCCAGACCACCGCUACUUUGUGGGCAUUAUAGACAUCUUCACUGUGUACGGCUGGAAGAAGAGACUGGAGCAUGCGUGGAAAUGUGUCCGCUACCCAGGCAGGGCCUUUUCCACCGUCCGGCCCGCCAAAUAUUCCCACAGAUUCUGCCAGUGGAUUCAGGACCACUGCCAGUGACACAGAGAUGAAACCAUCGGCACGCAUGUGUCGCCGCCGCGCUUCGGGGGCUCCACCAGGACGCCAUCACCGGCAUCUGUGCACAGGGAUGUCUGUGUAAUAAAGAGAAAAGAAUUGAAACCUUGCAGUGAUAUUGUCAGAUUUUGGAGAGGAGUGUUGAUUUAUACUUUGGUUUUGUACAUUGGGAAAUAAAACAACUUUAAAUACCUUGAAAA
Messenger RNA from Gasterosteus aculeatus aculeatus (three-spined stickleback), 1615 nucleotides. Its product is annotated as phosphatidylinositol 4-phosphate 5-kinase-like protein 1. Gene Ontology annotation, molecular function: 1-phosphatidylinositol-4-phosphate 5-kinase activity. Gene Ontology annotation, biological process: phosphatidylinositol phosphate biosynthetic process. The record is from RefSeq and is a predicted model, not a curated record. Gene Ontology annotation, cellular component: plasma membrane. NCBI's taxonomy places the organism in Eukaryota, Metazoa, Chordata, Actinopteri, Perciformes, Gasterosteidae.